AUGUGAAACUCUAGUUUCUGUGGCUGGAGCUGUGGCUGGAGCCUUUUUGUUUCGUUUCGUUUUGUUUUCCUGGAGGAGAUAUCUUUGGGAUAGUUUGUUGGUGGUGAAAGGCUGCGAAUUUUGGGAGUGGAUUGGGAGGGGAGAUCUAUCUAUCUCUCUCUCUCUCUCUACACACACACACACACAUAUAUAUAUAUGUAUACAUGCACCGUUUCUCACCUGCUGGAGCAGCUCUGUACGCGUUGGGACUGAGCGGCUGGCGGCAGCCACCAGCACCAUGUCCAAGGUGGUCCAGAGGAGGAACCAUUGGAGCAACAAGGUGCGGGAGAGUGCGGUGGACAGGCAGCAAGGGGAGAGGCUGGCCGCACUGCUGUCCGGCGGCGCUGAGCUGGGGCAGUUCCCGCAGCUGGCGGCCGGGGACGGGGCCGGGGCCGGGGAGGAGCUGCUGCUGCUGCUGGAGGUGGACGGGCAGCCGGUGUCCGGACUCCCGCUCUACGAUGUCCGUACCCUGCUCACCGCCGGCAACAACCACCCCAUCCGCCUCAAGACCGUCAAACAAGGAAGUAAACUGAACAAGGACCUGCGACAUUAUCUCAACCAGAGGUUUCAGAAAGGUUCAGCAGAUCACGAACUACAGCAGACUAUACGGGACAACCUCUAUCGAUACGCCGUGCCUUGCACGACGAGAUCUCCUCGCGACGGUGAGAUUGCCGGCAUUGACUACAACUUUCUCACGGUAAAGGAGUUCUUUGACCUCGAGGAAGGAGGCUCUCUUCUAGAAGUUGGGACAUAUGAAGGCAACUACUAUGGAACGCCAAAGCCGCCCAGCCAACCGCACAACAGGGAAGUGAGCAAUCGUGAUGCCUUGCGGAGUCCUCAUUCUGGCUCAAAGCCGACCCCAAAGCGCAGCAAGUCCUACAAUGAUAUGCAAAACGCUGGCAUAGAGCAAGCAGAGAAUGGAGAUGAUGAGGAAAACCCUGACAUGAAUAGCAGUUUUACAGAUUCUAGUGAACAAGACGAACACACGUUCCCCAAGGAAGCAGCGCCUCUGUACAGCAACGCUACCAGUUCCAACAACCACAAGGCCGACCUACCGCAACAGCAAGUCGGACACUCAGAGCACGCCGUCGACAGCCUUGGCCCGCUGCCCGACAACUUGGAAAUGGCGUUCACCGAAAACGGAGAAGUCUACUUUAUCGACCAUAAUACGAAGACCACAUCGUGGCUUGAUCCAAGGUGCCUGAGCAAGCAAGCAAAGCCACUGGAAGAAUGUGAAGAUGAUGAAGGGGUACACACAGAAGAACUGGACAGUGAAAUAGAGUUGCCCACAGGAUGGGAGAAAAUAGAUGACCCUGUCUAUGGUGUCUAUUAUGUUGAUCACAUCAACAGGAAGACACAGUAUGAGAAUCCAGUUGCUGAGGCCAAGCGCAAGAAGCACCUCCAGCAGCAACAAGCAAAGGAUUGGACAGAGCACCCAGCACGGCCCGGCCCCAAAGCCCCAAAUUACACACAGAAUAAUCAGGGCUCCUUCAGAGAAACGCCGGCACAAGGAGGCAAGCCCUUCUUCACAAGAAACCCGGCGGAACUGAAGGGACAGUUCAUCAACACCAAACUAAAGAAGAGCACCCGUGGUUUUGGUUUCACCGUCGUCGGUGGUGAUGAGCCCGAUGAAUUCCUGCAGAUUAAAAGCCUCGUUCUUGAUGGGCCCGCGGCAUUGGAUGGCAAAAUGGAGACAGGUGAUGUGAUAGUGAGUGUGAACAGCAGCUGUGUGCUGGGUUACACGCACGCUCAAGUUGUGAAGAUAUUCCAGUCCAUCCCCAUCGGGGCCACCGUGGACCUUGAACUUUGCCGGGGAUACCCGCUGCCCUUUGACCCCGACGACCCCAACACCAGCCUGGUGACCUCGGUGGCCAUUUCGGACAAGGAGCCGAUCAUCGUCAACGGCCAGGAGAACUGCGACUCGCUCUCCAGCCACAGCAGCCAGACGGCGCCGGUGAACGGCAACGGGCCGAGGGACCAGAGACCGUACAGCCCGUCGUCCGGCGAGGUGUCCUCCUCCAACGGGUCGCACACGGGCUUCGGCAGCGACAACGCCACGCUGGCCUCCUCCAUCGCCACCCAGCCCGAACUCAUCACCGUCCACAUCGUGAAGGGGCCGAUGGGUUUUGGCUUCACCAUCGCCGACAGCCCCGGCGGUGGGGGACAAAGGGUUAAACAGAUUGUGGACGGACCGCGGUGCCGGGGCCUGAAGGAAGGGGACCUCCUGCUGGAGGUGAACAAGAAGAACGUCCAGAACUUAAGUCAUAACCAAGUAGUCGACACACUGUUAGAAUGUCCCAAAGGAAGUGAAGUGACUCUCUUGGUUCAGCGAGGAGGACCACUUCCCAAGAAAAGCCCCAAGUCGCAGGCACUGGAAAGGAAAGACAGCCAGAACAGCUCUCACCACAGCGUUUCCAGCCAGCGCAGUACACACACUGCCUCACCCGUACUGGGAGUUCCUCCCCUGCCCGACUACCCAGCCAGCGAGGCCCCGACACUCGACCAGACGGAUAUCUCCGGACAAAGGAAGCCAGACCCGUUUAAAAUCUGGGCCCAGUCUCGAAGCAUGUACGAAAGUCGACUUCCUGAUUACCAGGAGCAAGAUAUUUUCCUCUGGAGAAAGGAAACAGGAUUUGGAUUUCGGAUCCUCGGUGGGAAUGAGCCGGGGGAACCUAUCUACAUUGGCCACAUCGUCCCCAUGGCGGCGGCUGAUGCCGACGGCCGGCUGCGGACCGGAGACGAGCUGAUCUGCGUGGACGGCACGGCGGUGGUCGGGAAGUCCCACCAACUGGUGGUGCAGUUAAUGCAACAAGCUGCCAAACAGGGCCACGUCAACCUCACUGUCAGGCGCAAAGUGAUCUACGCAGCGCCGGGAGCGAAGGCCGAGACGGAAGUGUCUGCCUCGCCGGUCUCGUCUCACCACAGCAGCAACCAGGCGGUGGUGUCGCUAGUCGAGGAGAAGCGCACGCCGCUGGGCAGCCAGAACUCCCUCAACACCGUCAGCUCGGGGAGCGGCAGUGCCGGCGGCGGAGGGACGGGCGGUGGCGGCAGUGGCGGCAACAGCGCCAGCACCGGGCCGAGCCUGCACCCCUACGACGUGGAGAUACGGCGCGGAGAGAGCGAAGGCUUCGGCUUCGUCAUCGUCUCGUCCGUAAGUCGACCAGAGGCCGGCACUACCUUCGCAGGCAAUGCAUGUGUAGCCAUGCCUCACAAAAUAGGUCGGAUCAUCGAGGGAAGCCCCGCGGACCGCUGCGGCCAGCUGAAGGUUGGAGACCGCAUUCUGGCCGUUAACGGAUGCUCCAUCACCAACAAGUCCCACUCGGACAUCGUCAACCUGAUCAAAGAGGCCGGAAACACCGUCACUCUCCGCAUCAUUCCCGGGGACGAAUCGUCCAACCCAUCCUUGCUAACCAAUGCGGAAAAGAUUGCGACAAUCACCACCACUCACGCUCCACAGCAGCAGCAGCAGCAACAGGAAGGACGGAAUAAUACAAAACCAAAGCCAGAUGUAUCAUACGAAUAUAAAUCAGCUCAGGAGCCCGAGUUGUUCACGGUGGAGCUGGACAAAGGACCGAAGGGCUUUGGCUUCAGUCUCCGUGGCGGGCGGGAGUACAACAUGGACCUGUACGUGCUGCGGUUAGCGGAGGAUGGCGCGGCCAUCAGGAACGGGAAUAUGAAGGUCGGAGAUGAAAUCCUGGAGAUCAAUGGAGAAACGACCAAGAAUAUGAAGCAUUCUCGCGCUAUAGAGCUGAUUAAAAAUGGUGGUCGAAGAGUCAGCCUAUUUCUCAAACGUGGAAAUGGUUAUGUGCCCGAAUAUGACCCAAACAACGACAGGGGCAGUUCCACAACAGGCUCACAAAAUGUACCGGAAGUGAAACACUUAACAGAAAGGCGACCUCAUCCAUUACUGGAAUCCAGUUACCCACCAGAACUUCACAAAUCAUCACAGCACAUGGAAAGAAGGGUUAAUGACCGAGAGCAACCAACAGGCAGGAGGGAACACAGCAGACCAACCCAUGAACACCACAACAAGACCUGGAACGACACUUCCAAAAGAAAAGAGAACGUACCUGGAAGGAGAAGGGACAGAUCACCCGAGAGGAAGGAAAGAAGAGCAGAGAAUGGGUACCACCAAAGACCACCCGACAGCGGUAGGGAUGUAACGAGGAUGACAGACCACAGCCUGGAACAGAAUGGACGAUCGCUUGGCAGACGCACGGAACCAUCCAUUGACAGGAGGAAGAGGUCACCGGACAGGAGGUGGGAGGACCAACCUGACCGGGGGAGGGACAAUUCACCGGGCCGGAGAAACGAGAAGCCGUCGGAGAGGACGAGGGAGCGAUCUGCACACUGGAAGAAAGAUGCUGGGGCUGAGAGACGGAGGGAACGCUCGCCGGAGCGCAGGAGGCACAAGUCCCUCGACCCGAAGAGGGACAGGUCGCCCGAGAGGCGGAGCAAAGCUGAGGAGAGGUCCAAGCGCAGAGACGAGCACGGCGCGGAGAAAAGUGACUCUUCCAGAGGCCCUAGGCAGUCUCCACAGCCAAGAAGGAAACCGUUUAGGGAGUACAGCACUGAUCUUAGUAUCUGAAUCAAGAAUUAUGCACUGGACACGUCGGGUUCGCGCCCGAAAGGACCACGUGGGUUCUCUCAAACUAUCCCAAAGGUGAUGAAAGAUCAUCGGCUCGAAAGGAAACAAAAAAAAAACAGAGGCCUACUGAUGUGAAAAAAAGAAUAAAGUGGAACCCAAACAAAAAUAACUGUAUAUACGUCAGGAAAAAGUUAACAGGGAAAUGUGCCUGACCCAACACAUGCUAGGUUUGCUCAAAGGAGAAGAGUAUUGGAAUUACACGUCCAAUGUAAGCCUUAACUGUAUUAUUGAUUUUAGAUAACUUGCCAGAUAUUUUGUUAGUUUAAGGGGUGUCUCCAACGUUGUAACGAAACCAGACGACAUUAGCACAAAAUUAUUGCACUUUGUCGAAACAGUUUGCUGUUUUAAUACUGAAUAUUUUUCUAUUUAUCACGCAAUGAGUUUGCAAAAAGCGUUCUAAGGCAUCUGAAAGAAAACUGGUGGGUAUGGCAUUGUUUAAACUGCCGUGCAGAUAGCACAGUCGGAAGAGCGAAUGUCUAAGCUGGGAGGAAUAUGAUCCACAACGCUGAUAUCGAGGGAUGGAUAUGCUUUCACCAUUCGGAAAAAAAAAAAAAGAAAUAAUUUAAAAGAUUAUGCAGACUUGAGCAUCGUCUGUCAACAGGCGGUGCGUUCAAACAAGCAACUUGUACCGUAGGUUUAUUCGAUAGAUUUCUCUGCACCAUUGCUUUGAAGGAAGAAUGUAAGGUCUGCUGUGGUACUGAGGGAGAAUGCAGGAAGAAGCUGCCUCACUGAGCCAUGAAAGAUACUCUUCAUUAUAGUCGAACCACUAAAGUAAACUGCAUUCUGUGCUCCAGUGUGUACGUCUGUAUUGUUCACAUUCCCAUCAACCAACACAACAAACAAGCUCUGUCACUGAUAUUUGCCAUGCUCCUGUACAGAAUUGUAUGAUUAACCAUCAUAUGUACAAAGUUUAAAUUGUAAUUAAUAGAGCCUGUUGCAAAAUUAUGCCUUUCCUGUAAAAAGAGUUUAAAAAAAAAAAACCUAAUGGCAAAACUAAAUGUGAGGAAUGUGAUCAUGUUUAUAUUUCAGAAAUGGAACAAACUGAUGUAUGGGACAUAUUUUAAUGAUUCAGGUAUAUAAAACUCUUUUCAAAAGGAAUACUAUAUCAGUAAUUAUUAAGUUUUUGUUUGUUUGGGAAUCCUAUUUCUCAAUGGUGAUCUUGCCUGUGUAUUAUAAAGUAUGCGAUCUGUGUUCUUUCUUGCAAAUGUGCUUUCGACCUGAUGUUCUGCUGUGUAGAUUGAAAGCAGUAAAUGGACAAGUCUUUUUUUAAAUAUAACCUACUAUGCAUAUAUAAAUACGACAUUGUUCAUAGCUUGACCCGUGUGGCAAUAUACAUAGCAUAAGUGUAGUAAGGUGCAGCAGGUAGUAUUAUUAAUAUAUCCAUGUAGCUUCCACCCAAGAAAGACCACGAUGUAUAUGUAGCUACAAAAGAAGUCUGUGAAUGCUAUUUUUCUUAUCAAAUAAAGUUUUUCCAUGCAAAUUCAACAGUU
Molecule: messenger RNA, 6177 nt
Organism: Leucoraja erinaceus (little skate)
Lineage: Eukaryota; Metazoa; Chordata; Chondrichthyes; Rajiformes; Rajidae
Gene: magi1b
Product: membrane associated guanylate kinase, WW and PDZ domain containing 1b
Exons: 23
Coding region: 278-4627 (1449 amino acids)
Biological process (GO): signal transduction
Cellular component (GO): cytoplasm
Molecular function (GO): protein binding
Source: RefSeq, a predicted model, not a curated record